Molecule: messenger RNA, 2079 nt
Organism: Arabidopsis thaliana (thale cress)
Lineage: Eukaryota; Viridiplantae; Streptophyta; Magnoliopsida; Brassicales; Brassicaceae
Product: O-glucosyltransferase rumi-like protein (DUF821)
Exons: 5
Coding region: 186-1322 (378 amino acids)
Source: RefSeq, marked reviewed
AGUCAUGAUCUUUUUAAAACACAUGCUGAAAAUUGUUUUUUUUUAAAAAUCAAACAUAUAAUUGUACUAAUUUAGACCUCCAAACCCUUAAAUCAACCCAUUUUCUACCUCAUAAAAGAGAUCCAUGAUAAGUGAGCUCUGCUUCAUCUCUUUCUAGUUCUUGUGUUCUUGUUGUGUUUUGUCCGAUGAGAGAGAACACACAAGUGGCUCAAUUCACAGAAGAUCAUCACCAGAGACAUCAAACCCCAAUAACUUGUUUAAGCUCUAAACUAGCAAAGAUAUGGACAUUGUUCACCACCAAAAUCUUCAUCUUCGUCCUCUUCAUCAUCCUCCUUAGUGCUUCUGUCUCUUGGAUGUAUGCGUUUGUUUUAGGUGAGAAUAAAUUCCAAGUGACAUCAAUAUUCACAAGAAACACCAAAAAAAGCACUCCCACAAAAACAACAACAACUACAGAUAUCCCCAAGAUCGCCAUCAAGAUCCCAUUAAACUGCACAUCACUCAACAGCAACACAACACAAACAUGUCCUUCAAAUUACCCAACCAAGUUCGAACCAGCGAUCUCUUCCUCGGAGACAUGUCCUGACUACUUCAAGUGGAUCCACCGAGACUUAAAGGUAUGGCAAAAGACAGGGAUCACAAGGGAAACACUAGAGAGAGCAAGACCAAAUGCUCACUUCAGGAUAGUGAUAAAGUCAGGGAGAUUGUACGUUCAUCAAUACGAGAAAGCAUUUCAGACAAGAGAUGUGUUCACAAUCUGGGGAAUACUUCAGCUUCUAAGGAUGUAUCCUGGUCAAAUCCCUGACCUUGAGCUUCUCUUCCUCUGCCAUGAUAGACCCGCCAUUUGGAAAAGAGACUUGAAGAAAAAACGAAAGGAUACGUGGCCUCCUCCGCCGUUGUUUCACUACUGUGGUCACCGUGAUGCAUACGACAUAGUUUUCCCUGAUUGGAGCUUCUGGGGAUGGCCUGAGCUGAAUAUAAAGGAGUGGAAUAAAUUAUCUGUGGCACUAAAAGAAGGGAACAAAAAGGUGAAAUGGGAAGAUAGAGUUCCGUACGCUUAUUGGAAAGGAAACCCUCAUGUUUCUCCUAUAAGAGGAGAUCUUAUGAGAUGUAACUUCUCCGACAAGUAUGAUCCUAUGGUUCGUCUCUAUGUCCAGGAUUGGAGGAGUGAGAUAGAGGCAGGGUUCAGAGGAUCGAACCUAGAAGAUCAAUGUACUCAUAGGUAUAUGUGCAGGAUACAUUCACUAGAUCACGUAUAUCUUAUUAAUAUUAGGUUUGUUUUUAAUAUAUUAGUAAACAUUUUGGAUUUGAACUUGGACAUUUAGAUAUAAGAUCUACAUAGAAGGAAACGCAUGGUCGGUGAGCGAAAAGUAUAUACUUUCGUGUGAUAGUAUGACUCUGUUGGUUAAACCAGAGUACUACGACUUUUUCUUCCGAAGUAUGGUCCCAAUGAAGCAUUUUUGGCCUAUUAGACAAAACAACAAAUGUGGUGACCUCAAAUUUGCAGUCGAAUGGGGCAACAACAACACCGAAAAGGCACAAAUCAUAGGGAGACAAGGAAGUGAGUACAUGAUGAAGAACCUAAAGAUGAAGUAUGUGUAUGAUUACAUGUUGUAUGUGUUACAAGGCUAUGGGAAAUUGAUGAAGUUGGAUGUGACAGUGCCUGAAAAUGCCACGGAGGUUUGUUCAGAGACGAUGGCUUGUUCGAUUACUGAUGGUGGACGGAUCAGGCAGUGCAUGGACGACUCGUUGGUUAUGUCUCCGAGUGUCAAGGCGGCUUGUGAUUUGCCACCUUCUUAUGGAGACUAUGAGCUCAAGAAGUUUCGUAAGAAACAAGAAAGUGCGGAGAGAAAGGUUGAGCAGUGGACCAAUAAGUAUUGGAACUUGAGAGAUCCAAAAUAAGAUAAUUUCGUCCAUGGUGAAAGUGUAAUUGUAAGUAGGAGUCUGGUUUAAUUUGUAUGAAAAUAAAUAGAAUCCAAUUUUGCCAGUCUGGUUAAUUUUUGUAUUUGAAUUGACUAAUAGAGACCCUAUAAUUAAUGCAUGUCAUAUUUUUUCUCAUACAAUCUAAUUUGAUUUAUAAUC